GGUGCUGCGGCUGCCUUCCGGUCUCCGGCCCCUGACCCUCCCAGGACCCGUGAUGCCAAGGCCGCUGCAACGGGCGACGCGCAGCCGGGGCUGAGCCCCAAGUGAGCUGAGGGCUCGCGCUCUUCUGGUCUCCCGGGCCCGCCCCACCUGAAGAAAUGAGUGGUGGAUUGGCCCCAAGUAAAAGCACAGUGUAUGUAUCCAACCUGCCCUUUUCCCUGACCAACAAUGACUUAUAUCGGAUAUUUUCCAAGUAUGGCAAAGUUGUAAAGGUUACUAUAAUGAAAGAUAAAGAUACCAGGAAGAGUAAAGGGGUUGCAUUCAUUUUAUUUCUGGAUAAGGACUCUGCACAAAACUGUACCAGGGCAAUAAACAACAAACAGUUAUUUGGUAGAGUGAUAAAAGCAAGCAUUGCUAUUGACAAUGGAAGAGCAGCUGAGUUCAUCCGAAGACGAAACUACUUUGAUAAAUCUAAGUGUUAUGAAUGUGGGGAAAGUGGACACUUAAGUUACGCGUGUCCUAAAAAUAUGCUUGGAGAACGUGAACCUCCAAAGAAGAAAGAGAAAAAGAAAAAAAAGAAAAUUCCUGAACCAGAGGAAGAAAUUGAAGAAGUAGAAGAAAGUGAAGAUGAAGGGGAAGAUCCUGCUCUUGACAGCCUCAGUCAGGCCAUAGCUUUCCAGCAAGCCAAAAUUGAAGAAGAACAAAAUAAGUGGAAGCCCAGUUCAGGGGGUCCCUCGACGUCCGAUGACUCAAGACGCCCAAGGAUAAAGAAAAGCGCUUAUUUCAGUGAUGAGGAGGAGCUUAGUGAUUAAAAUUAUCUAUAUUAUGUAAAUAUCAUUAAAAAAUUUUUAAAAUCUUGGAGUACCAAGUUCCAUUGGGACUAAAGAUUACUUUUGGAAUUUGAACAUAAGAACACGUAGUACCAAAUAGUUUUUUACUUUAAAAUAGUUCAUAGAGAAUUGAAAAGUAAUUCUAAAGUAUCAUGUUUAUCUUGCAUCAAGAUUUGCUAAUAAUCAUUCAUCUUGAAAACAGUUCAUUUGAAUAAAAAAGAAAACUUAAUACUAUCAUAAUAAUGCUAUUGUCAUCCCAAGAAAAAAGGUAGAUAGUAAAAAAGAUUUGUUUAAGAAGUUCGUUAUAAAAGUUUAUUCAUGAUUUGCUUAUAUGAGGACUUUUGAAAU
Molecule: messenger RNA, 1175 nt
Organism: Hippopotamus amphibius kiboko
Lineage: Eukaryota; Metazoa; Chordata; Mammalia; Artiodactyla; Hippopotamidae
Product: zinc finger CCHC-type and RNA-binding motif-containing protein 1
Exons: 1
Coding region: 156-809 (217 amino acids)
Biological process (GO): mRNA splicing, via spliceosome
Cellular component (GO): U12-type spliceosomal complex
Molecular function (GO): zinc ion binding; RNA binding
Source: RefSeq, a predicted model, not a curated record